Alosa sapidissima (American shad) is the source of this 2156-nucleotide messenger RNA. RefSeq names its product ubiquitin-conjugating enzyme E2, J1 (gene ube2j1). The transcript is spliced from 9 exons. The coding region runs from base 226 to 1224 and encodes 332 amino acids. The record is from RefSeq and is a predicted model, not a curated record. NCBI's taxonomy places the organism in Eukaryota, Metazoa, Chordata, Actinopteri, Clupeiformes, Clupeidae.
CUUCCUGUUUUCGUUUUUCAUGUGACUUCUUUCUAGCUGGCUAACGAAACGAAACUAGGGGAAACUUCUGCCACGUCAGAAAGUGCUGCAGCCUCUUCGGACAGAAAAAUAAAAAAGUGAUACAAAGACAAACACCGGAGGAUCAUCAGCACACCACCUCAGUAGCAGCUGUUGUAUAGCUUCGUUUGGUCUAACGUUAGCUAGACAGUAGUUGGGAUCAACAGGAUGGAAAGUAAAUAUAAUCUGAAGAGUCCAGCUGUGAAGCGAUUGAUGAAGGAAGCAGCAGAGCUCCGAGACCCAACAGAGCAUUAUCACGCUCAACCACUAGAGGAUAACCUUUUUGAGUGGCACUUCUCUGUGCGAGGCCCACCAGACUCAGACUUUGAUGGUGGGGUCUACCACGGCAGGAUUGUUCUUCCCCCGGAGUACCCUAUGAAACCCCCAAGCAUCAUACUGCUAACGCCGAACGGCAGGUUUGAGGUGGGGAAGAAGAUCUGUCUCAGCAUCUCCGGCCACCACCCAGAGACCUGGCAGCCCUCCUGGAGCAUACGGACUGCGUUAAUAGCUAUAAUCGGAUUUAUGCCCACCAAAGGAGAGGGAGCAAUAGGAUCUCUUGAUUAUACCCCAGAGGAGAGGAGAGCCCUCGCCAAAAAGUCUCAGGACUUCUGCUGUGAGGUGUGCGGUUGCUCCAUGCAGUCUGCUCUCCUGGCUCUGUCCCCCAACAGCACCCCCCGCCUAGAGGACCAUGAAGCCAAAGAACUUGCACAGCAGAUCAACUUUAAGGCUGAAGCCAGCUUGUCCAGUAAAGCCGGGCUGAGCAGUGGAGCCGAGAGCCAAGCCGCCUCCAACAGCCAAGAGGGGGAGUCUUCCACAGAGAGCCCAGCCAGUGUGGAGCCAGCACAAACCCCUGAGACAGAGGCGUCUGGUCCAGCCAUCAGUGAGGAGGCACCUCUCUCCACAUCUGUUCCCCCUGCGGCCCCAAGCAACAACAGCUCCCGCUCCUUGAGUCCCCGCCAGCGGCGUGCUCAGCAGCAGGGCCAGCAGCAGGGCCAGCAGCCCCGCCGGGCUCCAUUUCCAGCAUUCCCAGCAGCGGCCCAGCCACCAGCGGAUGGCAGCCAGGCUGGAUCUGCUGUGCUAAUCGUGCUGCUCACACUGGCUCUCACUGCACUCAUCUUCCGCAGGAUCUAUCUGGCUAAUGACUAUAAGUUCGACUAUGAGCUGUGACAACACACGUACAUAAAAGUAAACAGAAACGCACAGAUACAUGGCCCAUGUAACACUGCCCAAGUACCAGCCAGACACUGUCCCUGCCACGUGAGAGAAAAAAAAAUGUCUUCUGCCAUUGCCCGGUAUGGGGUAGAGACUAAGGCAGGCCUCGGUGACUUCUUUGUGUAACCGCUUAAGGUUUUGUCCGUAGUGUUGGCAUCUUUGCAUUCCUGAAGUUUGGAGUCACAGCAGUAAUUGAGCAGAGAUCAAGUUUUUAAGAAGUUCAAGCACCACGUAGAAAAUCAGUUAUAUCAUCUUAUACCUCUACAUCAGACCAUGAAGCAAAACCGCAGCCUAUUAUACAAAUCUUGAUAUAUUUACAACAUUAUCUUACCAAAUGAUGAAGUCUAUGCUAUUGAUGUAUUGUAAUGUAAAACUUUGGGCGUUUUUGUGUGUCACUGUUUAAAUUGAUAUUUUAAUCGAGAGCUGAAUUGCUUAUUACCAGAUGUUAAUUUGAAUUUUAAAUUAGCAUGUUCUGCAUUGUUUGUUGCUGUUUGGAACAGCAUAGAUCAAUGUAUGUAUCUCUUAGUAAAUUAUUUACAUUAUAAAGUCAGUCCAAACCUCUGCUCUACUAGGGAGGGUAAUUGGGAAAGUACGUUCUAAAAUACCAGUUACUACUGUACUGUAAAACCUCAAACUCUGCAAGAUGGACCAUUAGUACAAGUAAACUGUUCAAAUGGUACUCAUGAGUGAAUAUGUCAAAGGUCACUUAUUUACAAUGCAAUUAUGUGGUAUUAUUUUCCUGUUUUUAAGUUUAUUUUGGUGUUUGACUACCACAUCAUGCUUUUGAGUGGCCAGUGACAAAUAGCAUGUGACUACUAGUUUCUUCACAACUUCAAGGAGAAAAGAGACUGAAAAUAAAUUGCCUGUCUGGGGCAGUGAUAACAUGA